Molecule: messenger RNA, 1743 nt
Organism: Eupeodes corollae
Lineage: Eukaryota; Metazoa; Arthropoda; Insecta; Diptera; Syrphidae
Product: putative inorganic phosphate cotransporter
Exons: 4
Coding region: 211-1686 (491 amino acids)
Biological process (GO): transmembrane transport; monoatomic anion transport
Cellular component (GO): plasma membrane
Molecular function (GO): transmembrane transporter activity
Source: RefSeq, a predicted model, not a curated record
UGAAAUUAAUAUCAAUAACAUUCUUUUUUCAAAAUAUUAUGGCCUUAUACUUUACAGACAGAGAUAUGAACUUUUUAGAUUAUUUUAAUAGCUUUGAAAUAAAGUAGUUUUUGGCAGAGAGACUUUAAAAGUCAAUCCAAGAAUUAGUAAGUUUUAAGAAUUCGUACAGAAGAAAUGUAUUUGGAGUGAAUAAAAACCAUAACAUAUAAAAUGCCUCCCAUUGAUGAAAAUAAAGGUCCGGUGCUUGGAGCCCGACAUCUACAGGCUUUUCUGCUUUUUCUUGCAAUAGCUGUUUGCUAUGCAGGCCGGUUAAAUGUUUCCGUUUCAUUGGUUGCCAUGACAGAUGCAGAGACUACAAAUCCUGAUUUUCAUGAAUUCAAUUGGAAUGAAAAACAAAAGUCAUACAUCUUGAGCAGUUUCUAUUGGGGUUAUGUAGUAACUCAAUUUCCAGGUGCUUACAUGGCUAGAAAUUUCGGCGUGAAAACCUGUAUACUCAUAGCAACUCUUGGAUCUUCAAUCUGUAACAUAAUCCUACCAUUUUGCGUUCCCUGGGGCCAAUGGCAAGUUUAUUGUGUCAUUCGAAUUAUCCAGGGUCUUUUUCAGGGAUUGAUAUUUCCGAUUGUUCAUGCUCAUCUAGCGGUUUGGUCACCUGUCGAGGAACGAACUCUUCUUGGUGCACUUAGCCAUCUUGGAAUUGAGUGUGGCACUGUACUAGCUAUGAGUCUUACCGGCCUUAUAGCUGCAUCAGAUCUCGGAUGGCCGGGAAUUUCGUAUGUCUAUGGUGGAAUAGGAAUCGUUUUCUGUGGAAUUUGGAUGAUUUUUGCAGAAAAUAACCCAGCUGACGCUCGAUUUAUAACUUCAAGGGAGAAGAAGUAUAUUGUUAUGUCGCAGGCUAGUGCCGAUGGGGAAACCAAUGAGACAAUACCAAUCCCCUGGAAAGCUAUUCUCACAUCAGUGCCAUUUAUUUCUCUUAUCGUUACACGAAUCUGCCACGCUUGGGGCUUCUCAAUAAUGCAAGCCCAGAUUCCAGCUUAUCUUCAUGGGGUUCUAAACAUGAAUAUCAAGAGCAAUGCAUUGUUCUCAACACUGCCCUACAUAGCCAUGUUGGCUUGUUCAUUCAUAUUUCUUAUUCUAGCCGAAAUUGUUAUGAAGAAGGAGUGGGCCUCGUUGGGUGUCGUACGAAAAACUAUAAACACUAUUGCAAUGUGGGGACCAGCUGCAUUACUUUUCGGAAUAGGAUUUCUAGAUGAAAAUCAAAAAAAUUUGGCCAUCAUCCUUUUGACUUUCAAUGUUGGUCUUAAUGGUGGCAAUACAAUAGGAAGUCUCCUGAACACAAUCGAUUUGUCUUCAAAUCAUGCUGGCGUAUUGAUGUCAAUUUUGAAUGGCGUAGGGAAUUGCAUACCAAUUAUAACUCCUCUUGCUGUCGGAAUUAUUGUUUAUGAUGAAACUCAAAGAUCACUUUGGCAAAUUGUCUUUAUUAUUGCUGCAAUACUAUACUUUGUCGGAAACCUUCAAUACAUUAUAUUGGGCUCAACUAAUACUCAGCCUUGGAAUGAUGAAGACUUUCUUUUGAAGCGUAACACUGAGCAAUUGACCAGUUUUGAAAAAUCCUUGAUGAAAAAUAGUAAUUCAAAUAUAAAUAUUGAAAGAAAUUCAGAAACUAAUUUGAAAACACUUGUUUUUUAAGAAAAAAACAAAUAAAAUGUGCUUAAAGUUUGUUUCACUGACCGACUGAAAAAUGUA